Molecule: messenger RNA, 3151 nt
Organism: Myotis lucifugus (little brown bat)
Lineage: Eukaryota; Metazoa; Chordata; Mammalia; Chiroptera; Vespertilionidae
Product: zinc finger protein 551-like
Exons: 4
Coding region: 279-1640 (453 amino acids)
Biological process (GO): negative regulation of transcription by RNA polymerase II
Molecular function (GO): DNA-binding transcription repressor activity, RNA polymerase II-specific
Source: RefSeq, a predicted model, not a curated record
GGUCGUUUUAACCUCUCAGGUCUCCACAGAGUCACAGGCUUCAGGGCGCUGGUCCUGAGGAGGAGGAGUCCUGGGAGGCAGCGCGCCUGCCGUGCGGGGUGUGUCUGAGGCUCUUUGAGCCCCAACAGCCCGAGAUUGGGGUCCCCGUGCCUCCCGGACUCCUCUCUGCUCACAGCGUCCCCGCAGCCUGACCCCAUUUCACCCUCCAGCCUUGGGGACCGGCCUCUCAGGUCCCGCCGCCCAGGUCCCAGCGCUCAGAAUGCAUCUCUUCCUACUCUAUGUUCCUGACACCCACUGCUAUUGAAAAGGAGCAGUGUGACUCACAUUUGAGGAUCAGAGCACAGGAUAUGAACUUUGAAGACAUGGCCAUUGCCUUCUCUCAGGAGGAAUGGGAGAUCCUUGAUGAGUCUCAGAGACGUCUGUACUGCAAUGUGAUGCUGGAAGUGUUUGCAUUUGUAUCAUUCGUAGGUCCUUGGCAUAAAAUGAAAGAUGUUGAGGCCUAUUCUGAGCACAGUGUAUCUGUAGGAGAGUCUCAUGUCAGGGCUUCCAAGACAGCUGCAGCCACCCAGAGGACCCAUCUGUGUAAGCCGUGCUUCUCAGUGUUAAAAGAUAUUUUGCACCUGACUGAGUUACAAGUGGUUUACUUUGAGAAGAAUGUGUUCUUAAGUGAUGCAUGUGUGAGAGACUUGUGUUUCAGUGCAAACCCUCACCAGCAACAGCAGAAUGCCAGUGGAGAGAAGCCCUGUAAAGAAGAUAUGGAGAGGUCCUCGCUUGGUACCAGUUGCUGCUUCUACUUAUCCGGGGUGCCUGCAGCUAGGACGGAGGUUGGGGAAGACUCCCCAGCCAUCUCAGGGCUUCUCCAGCAUCAGGCCACUCUUAAUACCAAGGAGCCACACAGUAACAAUGAGAUUUCACAGGAAUGUCUCAGUGGAAAAAGACAUCACCAGUGGGUUGAAUGUGAAACAUCUGCAAGCCAGAAACAGAAAGGUGCUUUUCAGAAAGGUCUCUGCUCUGGAGAUAUGAUUUAUGAAUCUAAUACAUGUGGGAAAGUGUUUAGACCAAUCUUUAACCACCCUCAACAUGGGAGAGUUCACACUGGAGAAAAGCCGUUUGAGUGUACUGAUUGUGGAAAGGUCUUCAGUGAAAGCACUGCUCUAAUUAAACACAACAGAGUUCACAUUAGAGAAAAGCGGUAUAAGUGUAGUGAUUGUGGGAAGUUCUUCAGUUACAUGUCCAACUUCGCCAGGCACUGCAGAGUUCACACUGGAGAAAAGCCAUUUGGGUGUAGCGAAUGUGGUAAGCAUUUCAGACAAAGGACUGACCUUAUUAUACACCACAGAGUUCACUCUGGAGAAAAGCCAUAUGAAUGUAGUGAUUGUGGGAAGUCCUUUCGUCAAAGGCCUCACCUCGCUAAACACCACAGAGUUCACACUAGAGAAAAGAUUAUGAGUGUAGUGAAUGUGAAAAGUCCUUCAGUCAAAGAACUGACCUCACCACACACUACAGAGUUCACACUGGAGAACAACCAUAUUAAUGUAGUGAUUGUGGGAAAUCCUUUAGUAAAAGUGAUAGCCUCAGGAAACACAAGGGAGUUCACACUGGUGAAUGUAGUUAGUGUAGUGAAUGUGGGAAAUGUUUAGCUACAAACCUAACCUGGUUAGACACCUGAGAGUUCACACUGGAGAAAAGCCGUAAACGUGCAGGGAAUGUUUCCUUUUUCUCACUUAGACUAAGAACACUUAAGGAGACUCCAUGGGAUCCAUUUAAAUUAAUGUAAACCCCAUUUAUUAAUGUAAACCCCUUCGGGUCCCCUCUCAGGUUCAUGGAUGGAUGAAGUGAAGGGCCAUAGAACUGCAGGCUGAGUGAUGUUGGAGAAUUGGGGAAGACUCUGAUGGCAGAAAGGAGGAAUAGAGUGUGGAGGCACCAUUUCGGGAAGACUCUAAGCCUUUGAGGAAUAGCUGGAAGAUCUGGCAUCCCUGGAAAAGAAUACGUGGAUGGAUACAAAUGGGGGAAAGCUGAGGGUGAAGAAUACUAGGACCCUAAUCCACCCCCAUGAAUGAGGAGCUGGAUACCCCUGGAGAGGGCUGGGAUAGUCAGGUGGUCCUCCUGGUCUCUGAAGAGAAGGUCAAUCCCUUGCCCAUGUGUAAGCUGGGCUGACACCUAAUAGGGAAGGUGCCUGGGGUUGCUCCGAGCAUCACUUUCUGUCCUCUAGGCUCUCAUUAUUUACUGGGUGUGCUUGGACACCCAGGAACAUUGGGACAAGGGGGGAAAAUUAGGUCCAGUGUGCUCUCCAUUGGGGAUGGAGAGAACUAUGGAGGGACCACAUUUAGCACAGGUUCAGGCACAAAUAAAUAGAAACCCAGGAUCAACAUUGAUGUUAAUGUCAGCAUUUUUACAAUCAGCCCCACCUGGUUGAGCGCUCACUCACCUGGGCAAUGCAAAAGAUAGAGAAACCCGGAGGAAGCAUAGAAACUGAUGUUAAUGUCAAAGAACAUGGAUGCUGGAAUGCUUGCAGUCCUGUACCUUUCCUAAUCAGCAUUCUCAACAUGUGGGUCUUCUCCUCGACCAUAGUGGGGGAACCGAGGCAGCCAGGGAUUUAUCAAAGGUCACACUCAGAAGUGGGCUGUGAGUUCAUGACCAAAUUCCUUUUACUGAAACAGUGAUGAACCAGCAGCCAAGGUUCUAAUGACUCUAGAGCAUGCAAUGGCAGAGAGAACAGGAGGGAAGGUGCUUGAUGUCAGUGUGGAGGAUAGGGAACUGGGUCUUUGCUGUACAGUCACCCAUAGGAGAUGAUGACAUAUGUGCUCCCUGAGACUAAGACUUAAGGGGUCAGGAAAAUCUCUGGGUCUGGACAUACCCUUUGUGGUCUCUGUAACUUCCAUUGAGAUGUUAAGACUUCCAUAUAUUAGAUUCUAUUCCUUGAGGAGCCCAUAUUCCUCUCGGGUAUUAAGGCUCAUCAGAGCAGAAUGAUGCUCAAGAUUUUAAAGAUCUGAAAAAAGGUGAUAUUUUACAUCAGCUCUAGUUGUCAAAACGUCUUAUUUUGUAUUUCUGCUACCUUAAAUUGAAAUAAAAUGUUAGUACUUACCAGAAAAAAAAGUGACAAUGAUGAGAAUAUUUACACCAGGAAAAUUGCCAAAUACUACAAACCUUG